CCGCCCCCAGUGGGGUGCCCGCCAAUAUGGCCACCAAUAUGGCUGCCCCCGGUGUGAUUCCCGCCAAUAUGGCUGCCGGAGGAAGGGGGGACAAUAUGGCCACCAAUAUGGCCACCCCCAGUGUGAUUCCCGCCAAUAUGGCCGGCAGCGUAAGGGGGGACAAUAUGGCCGCCCCUGGUGUGGCACCUGCCAAUAUGGCCACCAAUAUGGCCGCCCCCAGUGUGGUGCCCGCCAAUAUGGCCGCUCAAUAUGGAGGGGUUAAUAUGGCCCCCGCCAGUAUGGCCACCCCCAGCGGGGAAAACGACCCCAAUAUGGCCCCCACAAGCGAGGCCAACCCCGGUCUGGGGGUCCCCGUGGGAGGAACCAACAUGGCCGCCCCCAAUAUGGCGGCCGCCGCAGGGGAGGCCAAUGUGGCCCCCGGAAGUGUGGCCGUCACCGGUAUGGCCCCCCUUGGGGGAAGCAACAUGGCCACCUUUGGGGGAAACAGCAGGGGAGGGGGGACCCCAGCAGGGGGUCCAACAUGGCCGUGAGGGGAGCCAACAUGGCCCCCACCAACAUGGCCACCACCAACAUGGCCCCCACCAACAUGGCCACCACCAACAUGGCCACCACCAACAUGGCACCCACUAACAUGGCGCCCUCCAACAUGGCGGUCACCAACAUGGCCGCCCCCAUUGGGGAAUCCAACAUGGCCUCCAACAUGGCCUCCAACAUGGCACCCACCAACAUGGCACCCACCAACAUGGCGCCCUCAAACAUGGCCACCUCCAUGUUGGUGGAAUCCAACAUGGCCUCCAACAUGGCACCCUCCAAUAUGGCCCCCACCAACAUGGCUGCCAACAUGGCCGCCCCCAGUGGGGAAUCCAACAUGGCCGCCCCCAGUGGGGAAUCCAACAUGGCCGCCCCCAUUGGGGAAUCCAACAUGGUCGCCCCUUCGGGGCCCCGCCCCUUCCCCUGCCCCGUCUGUGGGCGGAGCUUCGCCUCGGGGGCGGGGCUGAGGCGGCACCAGCGCCGUCACGGCCCCGCCCCCUCCCCGGCAGCCACGCCCCUAUCGCGAUAGCCACGCUCCUCUGUAGUGACCACGCC
Molecule: messenger RNA, 1086 nt
Organism: Myiozetetes cayanensis
Lineage: Eukaryota; Metazoa; Chordata; Aves; Passeriformes; Tyrannidae
Product: zinc finger protein 467-like
Exons: 1
Coding region: 521-1060 (179 amino acids)
Source: RefSeq, a predicted model, not a curated record